UUCCCCACCAGGUGUUGCUGAGUAACCUGGUAGUUUCAACUUCGAGAUAGUUUUUGAUAGAAAGCUAGCGCUAAAUGGAUGGCUGUGCGGUGCCGCGUAGGCGUUCGGGCAAACGUGGCUCUCAUUUGGGAAGGCGAAUUUGCAGAACAGCUUGGUCAGAGUUGGUGUCUCAACACUUCAUACCUUUUUAUGAUGCAUCUCACCUGGGACUGUGAAAUGUACCUUUUUAAGCUAAAGGGACAUGGAAGCAAUCCCAGGCAGUUUGUAAACGGCUCAUGCAGGUUUGGUCCACACUGCUCUUAUCUGCAUGAAUAUCCUGCCGUGCCUUUAGUUCAGGUGUGCAGGUACUUCCAGAAAGGAGGCUGCUGGUUUGGUGAGAACUGCAGGUAUCUUCAUAUUGCUGGACCGGACAGUGGUGCUUCUGGUGCCAGGCGUGGUUCGGCACCUGUAGUUAAUGCUUCAUUGCCAGGUCACGUUUCAGCUGAUCGUUGGGGUUCUGAGCCAUCACUUAAUGCGCCUGGUGCAUAUAACUGGAGACGAGCUUCCGAACCAUUGGUCACAAGCUUGAGCUACCAGCAGACUUCACAACGUCCAACUACAGGUAUUGCUGAGGAGGAAGAGCAUGCGGUGUUGGAAGCAGGGUCUAUACUUCCCCAGCAGGAGGAGGGAUUGCAGCCACAGGAAAGUGAUGGCCUGGGACCCCGUUUACCCUGUAAUAGUGCAGAUGAGGCUACAGUUAAUGCUGCAUCUGAUGAGGCUACAGUUAAUGCUGCAUCUGAUGUUCAAGAGAAAACUGAUUCUAAAACAGACCAGCAGGGAGUCCCACUGUUGGAGAGUGGUGCAACAGCUUCAGUUGCUCAGGGACAAUCUGAGGCCUACAAUCAAAGCAAAGAUGUCUUCUGUGGAAUCUGCAUGGACAAGGUUUAUGAAAAGGGCACCGUGCGAGAGAGGCGCUUUGGAAUCCUGCCCAACUGCAGUCAUGCCUUCUGUCUCAGCUGCAUCAUGACCUGGCGAAAAACCAAAGACUUUCAGGAAGAGGUUAUCAAAGCCUGUCCACAGUGUCGAGUCAAGUCCCCUUUUUACAUUCCCAGUAAGUACUGGGUUUGUGAGGGGGAGCCAAAGGAAGCACUGAUUGCUUCAUUUAAAGAAAAGAGCAGCAAAAUAAAAUGCAAUUUCUUCAUGCGUCAUGGAUGCUGUCCUUUUGCAUCAGAGUGCAUCUUUAGCCAUGAGCUACCACCUGGACAUCGACUUCAUCGUAGAUGCUUUAGACCCAAGAAUGCUUUGGAGUUGCUGGAGGAUAUGGAUGAUGAGAACCAGCGCCUCUUGAGCUACCUCAUUGCCCUGACCCUUUUGGAUGAUGAGGACUUUGAUUUCAUCCAGUUUGAGCUUGUUUGAUACAUGGGCAAAGCUUUGGAUACUAGGUCCUAGAGGUCAUUAACUUGUGUAAUUGAUGGCAUGUAUCACAAAAUUGAGUUUAAGCAUGGUGUAUACAGACCUCUUGCAUCCCAAUGUACUAAACUGUUUGAGCCACUGUAUGUUGUCCAAUCUUGUCUCCAUCUGGAUUUGUUUUUGUUUUUUUUUGUUUGGUGGGGGGACACUUUAAAAGUAGCUAUGCUUUUUCUCUUGGCAGUAGUCUAAAUGUUUUUGUAGCUUUAUUAAAAAAGGCCAAAAAUAGUUGUAUUUGAAUUAAUACUUGUUUAUGUACUGUUCUCAAUGAGUGCUUCAUGGUAAUUGUACAUUUAUUUCAAGAAUGGAUUUUAAUGAUGCAAGUCUUUGGUUUUAUUUUUGAAUCAAGCCAGGGUGCUCAAAUCCAGUCUUGGAUAGCUGGGUCCAGCAUAACUUGGUAACUUGUGUAUUUGUACCUGGUUACCAGUUUAUGUUGGCAUGAGAAUUGAUCAUUGGUGCUGGACAUCUGGAUUGGAUUUGGUAACCUCUGGCCUGAAAUCACUCAGUCAUGUUACUCCUGUUAAACCAAACACUGUUCGCUUAUUUGACUGUUGCAUUAGCCUGAGAUUGCGCAAAUGUAACCUGUUGACUGGCUUCUGGAAACUGUUGUACCUGCCAGUGCUGCAAUAUACACCAAGGCUUGGCAUUGCAUUUUAUGACUUUUAUUGUUUGAUCAAAGGGGUGAAAAAAAAGAAUAAAGUGUUUGGUUUGCCUCA
Messenger RNA from Neoarius graeffei (lesser salmon catfish), 2162 nucleotides. RefSeq names its product makorin, ring finger protein, 4 (gene mkrn4). The transcript has 9 exons. Gene Ontology annotation, biological process: protein polyubiquitination. The record is from RefSeq and is a predicted model, not a curated record. Lineage: Eukaryota; Metazoa; Chordata; Actinopteri; Siluriformes; Ariidae. The coding region runs from base 79 to 1395 and encodes 438 amino acids. Gene Ontology annotation, molecular function: metal ion binding; ubiquitin protein ligase activity.